AUGAGACAAUAUGCGCCGAACGAAGCAGAAACACAAGCAAAGCGCCAGAGGAGGCCAGCGCUGUCCCCGCGCCGCCGUCAGCCUCCGUCGCGAGCAGCAGAGGGAACGAAUAAUCCCUCUGACAUCCUCCUGCUGACGGGAUCCUCACGCCCCUCCGGCUGCCUCGCCUCCCCCGCCUCCCCCUGCGUCUCGCCCGCGGCCUUGGCUCCUGCCUCCGUGCCAGAGGGGAUUCUGUCCACAGUCUACUCUCGGGCCCCAAUAUUCGACAGGGACAACUGUGCAGAGCGGACCAGCCAUACAAACCCGGCGCAGGAGUUUCCGCGGCGCGUUUUUGAAAAGUUCGAGGCAGGCGGCGGGAGGAAACGGCAAAUAUACAGAAAGGCGCACCCUGCCCCCUCCCAGGCGGCCGAGCAGCUCCGGCCUCCCCGCGCGGGCGCUAGGACCACCUCCUCCCGCUCCAAAAGGGGCGAGGGCGGCGUGAGCGCCUUCGUCUGGCGUGGAAUAUCAGCCCCCAUCCGGCGGGGGCGUUAUCACUGCUGGCCGGGACUCCGCCGCGCCCGCACCUUUCCGUCCGAGUCCGCCAGUGUGUGCGUGAGUGCGUGCGAGAGCGGUCGUGUGUGGCUGGCUCCGCGUCCGUUCAUUCGUUCCCCUGGACAAGAUAAGAGCACGUGUGUCUCACUCCCUCCUCGGCAGGUGUCAGUCGAGCAGGCGGAAUCAGCCGAGCAGCCCACGCUCCUUCUGAACGGCGAGGUCCUCCAGAACCAUCAGGUGGAGCAGCUGACGGGGCAUUCCGGCGGAGGAACACCCGGCGGCGGCCAAGUUGAGCACCUGCGGGAGGAAGUGCAGGACCUGGUGGUAGGCGAGGAGGAGUACGACGAGGAGGACGAGUUUUGUGGAGAGGACGACGAGGACGACGACGAGGACGACGACGAGGAGGACGACGAAGACGACGAAGACGAGAAUUCCGCUGACGACCUCGAGGAAUUAGACGAGGAAGAAGAGGAUGAGGAGGAGGAGCUAGUCAAGAAAGCGCAGGAAGAGGAACGGAUAAAGAGAGAGCAAGAGGAAAAGGCGAAGAAAGCCAAGGAGGAGGAAGCGAUCCAGAAAGCGCCGAAGGAGGACCUCGUCAAGGAAAAGCGCGAGGCCGACCUCAUCGAAGACCGACCGCGGAGGAACCAGGACUCGCCCAAGAUCGGCGUGAAGCAGAGGAUCGAGGAGGCCACGCGGAGGGCAGAGAACGAAGAGAGGAAACACGAGAAGGAGCUCGAGAACCACAGACAAAAGGCCAACAACAAGAUGGCGGACGCGAAGAAGAGCAGAUUUGGUGGCAACAUCGAGAAAUGUUCCCAGUGUACCCGCACUGUGUACGCUAUGGAAAAGUUAGAAGUGGCUGGGCGGGUGAUGCAUAAGACGUGCUUCCGGUGCUGCAAAUGUAACUCGCAACUAAGUGUUGGCAGAUUUUCCAUCGGCGGCGACGAUCUGUAUUGCAUGACCCACUACAAGCAGGCCUUCAGGGAGAAGGGGACCUACGAUGUGUUCACUCCCAACAAUCCUUGUAAAGGCAAAUGGGAGGCAAAAGCCCAGCAAUGAUGUGGAAGUGUUAAUGUAUAGUUGGGGACCACAUUCACAGCAUCCAUAGGUUGAGCAAUGUAAUUCUUCAUACUCUCUAAGAGGGCUUAUAACGACUAAAAACAUCAAAUGGUGCAGGUUUUCCAGCAAGUCUGAAGGCAGUAUUUUAGAGAAAAUGAGAGCAGAAAUCGGAACUACUUUUAAUUUAUUUUUGUAACUGAUAAUGUAAUAUAGAAAUAUCUGCAUCUGUAAUUUCCUGAAACACAAUAAUCCUGUGAAAGCCUCCAUUUCUGUGCCUUAGCACUUCACAUGCUCCAUUUUUUGUAUAUUUUUCUGAGAGUAAUUUUUUUAAUGAUCUGGAAGAUAGAUGUUUACUGCUUUGCAUGACUGACAUGCAAAAGUUAGACCACUUCUGCUACAUGAUUAUGCCCUAAAUCUAAUGUAAUUAAUUUUAUGAUAUUAUAGUUUUUAAUUCUUGCCAUGACAUACAGGAAAUAUGAUUCUUGAAUUUGUACAAUAUAUUAUUUUUAUGUUGAACACUGCUUAAAACUAUACCAUUAGGACAAUGACAAUGAUGCUAAAAUUAUUGUCAGUUUUAUGUUAUGCUAUGGAUAUCCUUUAAACUAUACAAUUAGACAUAGUCAUAUUUAUUUGCUUCUAUUUUAAUUUUAACUGAUUUGUAAUAUUUUUUGUCUUGUCAAAAUACAAUUUCUCAUAAGAGGAAAGAUAAAUGAAGUGUCUUUUAUGUCACGAACACUUUCAUUUCAUUGUCGUGAAUAGAAAAAUUGUCUCUCUUUGCAAGGACUGAUUUUAAUUUUUACCUAUUGAUAAUAAUGUGGUCAGUUUGGUAUUCACAUUCAUUGAUUAACCUGGCUCUAAAAGUAACUUGGCCCAUCAGUGUACGUUUUGGACAUGAUCUCCAUUUUCAAGAUAUAUGUAUAAAAUAUGACAUGUACAUGUUACAAUAUUUUGUCCAAAGAUAGAUUAUGGAUCAUCUCAGACCUUUAAUAUGGCCUUGGAAUUUCUUUUGGUUCUCUGAGAAAAAGAGUGAGUUGUUUUCCGUGUGAUAAUAAGCUUUUUGUGAUAACCAAGAUUUAAUACCAAUUUUGAAUUCUUAACCCCCAUUUUGGUUUUCAAAAUAUUUAGUCUACUUCAAGGGAAUGAGUCAGCAAUAUAUGCCAUAUUGUUUUGUGAUCAGCUUUAAGAGUGUUCUUGUAAUUCUAACCUCCAACUUACCUAUUAGUAAAACUUUUUGAUGUUUUUUGAAAGUAAGACUACUUGAUAUAUACACUGAAUGGCCUUUCUAGGUUUCAUGUAUUUAUAAAACUUGAAUUGUAAGUACAUAUGUAUAUAUUUUUUCAUCAAAAUUAAAUUUACUUGUUCCUGACACUUUCAUAUCAUAGUACUUAUUAUAGUACAUGUAUGUGCUUCUUACUGUAUAAAGAACAGGUAUAGACUUUCAGGAUCAAAGAAUAUCCAGUAAGUUGGAUAUCAAUUUUAUAAUUAUAGUUAAGAUACAAUUACAUUAAAGGUAUCCAAAUAUAUAUUCGUAAACCAAAGAGAGGAUAAUGAAAAUGUUGGUAUUACUGUAGAUCUUUUUACUUGUAGAUAAAGGUGAGCCACAACUACAUUUAGCCACAAUUAUUUAUGAUUAUAUGUAUGAAAGCUAUAAAAUAAAUACAAAAAAUUAU
Penaeus indicus is the source of this 3260-nucleotide messenger RNA. RefSeq lists its product as uncharacterized. Gene Ontology annotation, molecular function: actin filament binding. Gene Ontology annotation, biological process: actin filament bundle assembly. The coding region runs from base 1 to 1590 and encodes 529 amino acids. The record is from RefSeq and is a predicted model, not a curated record. Gene Ontology annotation, cellular component: plasma membrane; actin cytoskeleton. The transcript is spliced from 7 exons. Lineage: Eukaryota; Metazoa; Arthropoda; Malacostraca; Decapoda; Penaeidae.